Manis pentadactyla (Chinese pangolin) is the source of this 2910-nucleotide messenger RNA. It is a transcript of the gene MGAT4C, whose product is annotated as MGAT4 family member C. Bases 828 to 2264 code for a protein of 478 amino acids. Gene Ontology annotation, biological process: protein N-linked glycosylation. The record is from RefSeq and is a predicted model, not a curated record. The transcript has 5 exons. NCBI's taxonomy places the organism in Eukaryota, Metazoa, Chordata, Mammalia, Pholidota, Manidae. Gene Ontology annotation, molecular function: acetylglucosaminyltransferase activity.
UAUCUUAUAAUUUUUAAGCUUUAUUACACAAAACUUUGGAGAUGCUAUUUAACAUUCAGAGAGUAAAAUGCAAUUCCAUUUUUUAAUUUUUAUUAGAAAAUUUGAAAAUGCAGAUGACUGCUCUGACCGAACUGAUUGAAAACUCCACUGUACAGUUGUCUACAUUAUAAUUUUUCUCAACUCGACUACCUUAAUGUCAUGAAAUAGUUCCGUAAAGUCAAUGCAAAGUAACUGGACUAUUUUAAAUUUCAGAUAUGACUACGUUAAUCCUUUCCUUUAAUAUCCAUUCUGUAGAAUAUUUUCUAAAAAAGCACUGUUAUUUAAUAAACAUAUGUGGAAAAUACAAUGCCCACAGAUCCUCAUCGAUUAUGUAAAUAGUCCCUACCCUAUUUGAGAGACACUAUUUUCCGUUUGCCUUCCUCCAGGAGCUUAACAUUACUUUCACUCGCCUUUUCAGCAAAAAAAAAGUAUAGCCAGAGAUGAGCAUUUCAAUUUGUAGCUGACAGGUUAGGGUUAAGAUAUGAUUCCAGGUAACAGAAGCCAAUGAGAGUACACCCAGUUGAUGUUUGUGACAUCAUCUUCUGGUCGGAGUACACAGAACAGCUGAGGCAGCGUUCAGUUUCAGCCCCAGUGCCAUUAUGAUGGAUGUUUACAUCUCUUCAUUGAGAGCCAAUUAUCUCGCUUUUGUGUGAGGCCCAGAGAUCGCUCCUGCUGCCUGGCUGCGCGGAGCACGGCCGGAGCUAGCUGAACGAAUUGUUUUCUCUGUCUCUGUGUAUCAUCACUUUCUGUACAAGACAGAUUAUGACAGCUUCUUUCUUAAAGAGAGAAUGUUUAAAUUUCAUCAAAUGAAGCAUAUUUUUGAAAUACUGGAUAAAAUGAGAUGCCUGCGAAAACGUUCUACAGUAUCAUUCUUGGGAGUUCUUGUCAUUUUCCUUCUUUUUAUGAACUUGUUCAUUGAAGACAGCUAUGUUUUGGAAGGAGACAAACACUUUAUAAGGGAAACAUCCACACACCAGCUGAAUUCAGAACGCUAUGUGCAUACGUUCAAAGAUUUAUCUAAUUUCUCAGGUGCUAUCAAUGUCACCUAUCGCUACCUAGCAGCCACGCCUUUACAAAGAAAGCGGUUUCUUACAAUUGGACUUUCAUCAGUAAAACGAAGAAAAGGAAACUAUUUACUUGAGACAAUCAAGUCCAUUUUUGAGCAAUCCAGCUAUGAAGAGCUGAAGGAAAUUUCAGUUGUGGUUCAUCUAGCAGACUUUAAUUCAUCCUGGCGUGAGGUCAUGGUCCAGGAUAUUACCCAGAAAUUUGCUCACCAUAUUAUUGCAGGAAGAUUAAUAGUUAUACAUGCUCCAGAGGAAUAUUACCCAGCCCUGGAUGGCCUUAAAAGAAAUUACAAUGAUCCAGAAGACAGAGUCAGAUUUCGUUCGAAGCAAAAUGUAGAUUACGCUUUUCUCCUUAAUUUUUGUGCCAACACGUCAGACUAUUAUGUAAUGCUUGAAGAUGAUGUUCGAUGUUCAAAAAAUUUCUUAACUGCCAUCAAGAAAGUCAUUACAUCCCUCGAAGGAACUUACUGGGUAACUCUUGAGUUCUCUAAGCUUGGCUACAUUGGAAAACUUUAUCACUCUCAUGAUCUCCCACGUUUGGCACAUUUUCUAUUAAUGUUUUAUCAAGAAAUGCCUUGUGAUUGGCUUUUGACUCAUUUCCGGGGUCUGUUGGCUCAGAAAAAUGUUAUCCGCUUUAAGCCAUCUCUCUUUCAGCACAUGGGUUAUUAUUCAUCAUAUAAAGGGACUGAGAAUAAGCUAAAGGAUGACGAUUUUGAAGAAGAGUCAUUUGACAUCCCUGAUAAUCCUCCAGCAAGUCUAUUUACCAACAUGAAUGUUUUCGAAAAUUAUGAGGCAAGCAAGGCUUAUAGUAGUGUUGAUGAGUACUUCUGGGGGAAACCACCUUCAACAGGAGAUGUCUUUGUGAUUAUAUUUGAAAAUCCAAUUUUAAUUAAAAAAAUUAAAGUGAAUACUGGAACAGAAGAUCGACAAAAUGACAUUUUACAUCAUGGAGCCCUAGAUGUUGGGGAAAAUCUCAUACAAUUGAAACAAAAUAGACAAUGUGUUACUUAUGUAAGAUUAGGUGAAUUCAAAAAUGGGAACUUUGAAAUGUCAGAGGUGAAUCAAAAAAUUCCAUUUGAUAUACAUUGUAUAAGGAUAUAUGUUACCAAAACACAAAAGGAAUGGCUGAUUAUUAGGAGUAUUAGCAUUUGGACUUUUUAGCCAAUUAAAUCAUUCUAUCCAUUCUGAAACAGGUCUCCCUGUUUCCUGUUUUGCUACCUUCCUCUUUUGCUACCUUUGUCCUUUGGAGGGAAAGCAAUGGAUGGGAUAUUUUAAAAGAAAAGUCAAUUAUCUCGGCAGUUUUAUUUACACAUUGUCAACACAAUUUUACUCUAAUGUACAUGUAUUUAUUUUAACUUCUGAAGUCCAUAGCUACUUUCAUUAUAUUUUUUAUAUCAUCAUGUGAGUUCCAAAAUUUCAACCGAGUGUCCAAAAGGUGGCAUGAGAGAUUUAAAAUGAGAAAAUUUAGUGUGUUGGAUGGCAAGUCUUGAAAAAUAGCUGCCAACUCUUUGCACUUCCUCAAGAAUUGAUAAUUCAUUAUAUCAUCAGAAAGCUUUUAUUAAGCAUCUCUGUGACUCUGCAGUUGGCUAUAAUUAUAAUCCAUGUUUUCUUCCAUGUAAACUUAGGUUUCCAUAGAAUUCUGUACAUCUACAAUGAAUAUCUCCUCAUAGAAAUGAUGUUUUUACAAGAGAAUUUUGUGCAUAGGUGAGGUGAUGAAAAGAAAAAAAAGAUGACUUAAAAAAUAUCUCUCCCCAGAUUAUUUAUAUGAAGGGGGACAUUGUUCAUUGUAUAAAAACACUUAAUUGAG